This is a messenger RNA of Rodentolepis nana, 303 nucleotides long. Lineage: Eukaryota; Metazoa; Platyhelminthes; Cestoda; Cyclophyllidea; Hymenolepididae. The record is from the annotation of a GenBank genome assembly.
AUGCAAAUCAGCUCGUCAACUGUAGCCCGCUUGUCGACUUCCCUGACAAUACUUCGUUUUAGAGACAUAUCUAGCAUCGGGUUCUCAACAGGAGGAAAGUUGAUUGUAGUUGGAGAAAUGAUGGCUGCUAUUAUUGCAGUUUGAUUUAUGCGCCCAAAGAGGGAGGUCCCAUGUACUAUUUCAAAGAGGAUUGCUCCCAGGGCCCAAACAUCAGUUUUCAAUCGCAUCUUUGAUUCUUGUCCAGGUACUACUUCCGGUGCUUGUCCCUUGAGCACGCUGAUAAGUUGUUCAGGGCUCAUAUAA